This is a messenger RNA of Rana temporaria (common frog), 1963 nucleotides long. It is a transcript of the gene ANKRD65, whose product is annotated as ankyrin repeat domain 65. The coding region runs from base 311 to 1312 and encodes 333 amino acids. Lineage: Eukaryota; Metazoa; Chordata; Amphibia; Anura; Ranidae. The record is from RefSeq and is a predicted model, not a curated record. Gene Ontology annotation, molecular function: protein binding. The transcript is spliced from 4 exons. Gene Ontology annotation, cellular component: cytoplasm.
GUCCCUGCUCCUUUGUAAAGUUGACCAGAAUCAUUAACAGAUUACCCUUUAACAGAGGGAAGCUCUGUAGGGGAACAUGUUCACACUUGCCGGAAUAUCCAGGGAGUAAUUGCACAAGAUCUCUUUUGUUUAAUCUCCUUCUCAAUUUCCCUGCACGUCAACCUGCUGCGAGCAGCUAGAAGUCCGAAGGAGCAGACUGCAUUUCAUCUCUGGAGCAACCCAACCCUUCGUAGCGCAGGUCACAGGAUUUGGUGCCCCGAAGGCAAACUAGAUCCUCGCUGAACCAAGAGGAAGGCACCGUAUAACAGGUAUGCAUCAGAGGGUGGGAAGACUGACUCCCGAAGUAGAGCUGGCUAGGAGAUGUCUGCAGUUGAGCGAGGAGAUGAGCCUGCCAGAUAAACAAGGCAAUACCAAUGCAGAAUGGAGAGCUCUUCAUAUGGCUGCCUGGAAUGGGAACACACGUCUUGUAAAACAAUUACUCCAACAAGGAGAAAAAAUUGAUGACAGGGAUGAUCUUGGAUGGACCGCUCUACACUGUGCAGCUUCAAAUGGUCACUCGGCCACAGCAAAACUUUUGAUCCAACGGGGAGCUUCUCUUCAUAUCCAAGAUGCCUCAGGCUGUACCCCUCUCCACCACGCUGCAUGGAGUGGCCAUACCAACCUGACUGAAGUGCUUCUUAACCGUGGGGCCCAUGCCACAGCCCUUACAAAGGGAGGCCUCACAGCUCUGCACUUAUCUGCUGCCAAUGGGCACACACUCAUCACCCAGCUAUUGCUAAAACAAAACCUGGACCCGUGUAUAGGUGAUAACAACCAAUGGAGUCCUUUGCACUGGGCCACAGUAAGUAAUCAUGUCCAUAUCAUGGAGCUGCUUGAAGACUACGGGGUCCCUCUAGCACUAGAAGCUGCGGGGAAUCUGACCCCACUACAUAUUGCUGCAGAGACGGGAAAACUAGAAGCUUUGUACUACCUGCUGGAAAAGGGAAUUGAUGUGAAUAUUCAAGACCAGCUAGGCCGGACUGCUCUGGCUGUGGCAGCCAAUAAUGGUAACUUGGAGGUGGUCCAGCUGCUAUUGGAGAGAAAAGCUCAGGUGGACAUCCCAGAUAAGCAUGGACGAACAGCACUACACAGAGCAGCGGGUGCCGGACACCUCAGUGUCAUACAGUUGCUGGUUCAGGAUGGAGCCUCUCUAAAUAGAAAAGACAGUCUGGGCCUUAAUGCAAUGCAUAGGGCAGCCCUGUUGGGACACCUCCAAGUGUCCACUUACCUUCAAGAACAAGUGACAUUAACUGAGGAUGCACAUCUAGAAUGAAGCCACAAACCAAAUUAAAUAGACAUGGUCAAAUCCUGGAAAUCCUCCACUGUAAAUUUCCACAAGGUCAAAGCCGUAUCAAGGAUACUCUAAUCUAUGAGAAAACUAUGGCAAGCUGUUGGACAGAAUGGUCACAUUUGACAAAAUCUCCAUUUACUUUUGAUAGACGUCUAGUAUGAUUUUGAUGCAACACUCCAUGUGGGAUGUCCGAGUGGACUACAAGCACCCUUAUUGAUCCCCCACCAGACCCCCAAACUCCCUUUGCCCCAUUCAGCUUAAUUACUCCUUCCCCUUCUUGCUUGUCAUUGUCCUUAUAUCCUCUUCUUGCACUCUUUACUACACUUUCUCUCUUUACCCUUUUCUUUUUUCUUUCAUUUUUUUCUAUUUUCUAUCUUCUUACAGGCUUGAGUCAAGUACAAUGAGGUCUAUACUAUGGAACAGUGUUUUCUCUGCACUUUUUCACAGCACCCCAUACAUAAUUAGCUUCAGCCCACAUACUGAGAUGACUGUCACUAUGCUUGGUGCAUGUGACAUAUGCUGGCUUCACAUCCCAUAACAUUUAUGAACAGUCAUGUAUGUACAACCUGACUUGAAACGUACGUUUUGUAAUGUUGUAAAACCCAAUAAACAUUUUUUAAUGAAAAGAAUAAA